UCCUGCUAACAGAAAUCACCAAAUGGCGGACGACGCCGGUGGUAGAGGAGGUUUUCGCGGAGGUUUCGGCACCGGGGGCCGAGGUCGUGGCCGUGGACGCGGCAGGGGCCGCGGACGUGGUCGUGGGGCCAGGGGUGGCAAGUCCGAGGACAAGGAGUGGGUGCCUGUGACCAAGCUUGGUCGCCUUGUUAAGGACAUGAAAAUCAAGUCCCUGGAGGAGAUUUACCUGUACUCCCUCCCCAUCAAAGAGUCGGAAAUCAUUGAUUUCUUCCUGGGCACUGCACUGAAGGAUGAGGUUCUGAAGAUCAUGCCUGUGCAGAAGCAGACCAGGGCUGGACAGCGCACCAGGUUCAAGGCUUUUGUUGCCAUUGGUGACUACAAUGGACAUGUUGGCCUGGGAGUGAAGUGCUCCAAGGAGGUGGCAACUGCCAUUCGUGGUGCCAUCAUCUUGGCCAAGCUGUCCAUCGUCCCUGUGAGGAGAGGCUACUGGGGUAACAAAAUCGGAAAGCCCCAUACUGUGCCCUGCAAGGUUACUGGCCGCUGUGGCUCAGUACUUGUGCGUCUGAUUCCUGCCCCCCGUGGUACUGGCAUCGUGUCUGCUCCUGUUCCCAAGAAGCUUCUCAUGAUGGCGGGUAUUGAUGACUGCUACACCUCCGCUAGAGGCUGCACUGCCACCCUGGGCAACUUUGCCAAGGCAACAUUUGAUGCCAUUUCCAAGACCUACAGCUACCUGACCCCUGACCUCUGGAAGGAGACAGUGUUCACAAAGUCUCCUUAUCAGGAAUUCACGGAUCAUCUGGCAAAGACCCACUCAAGGGUUGCUGUACAGAAGGCUCUCCAGGCAGCCACAUAAAGUUUUGUACAACAGAUGAAGUAAAAUGUUGAAUCCA
This is a messenger RNA of Alosa sapidissima (American shad), 890 nucleotides long. RefSeq names its product ribosomal protein S2 (gene rps2). The record is from RefSeq and is a predicted model, not a curated record. NCBI's taxonomy places the organism in Eukaryota, Metazoa, Chordata, Actinopteri, Clupeiformes, Clupeidae. The transcript has 7 exons. Gene Ontology annotation, cellular component: cytosolic small ribosomal subunit; ribosome. Gene Ontology annotation, biological process: translation. Bases 23 to 853 code for a protein of 276 amino acids. Gene Ontology annotation, molecular function: RNA binding; structural constituent of ribosome.